Messenger RNA from Hypanus sabinus (Atlantic stingray), 2572 nucleotides. RefSeq names its product general transcription factor II-I repeat domain-containing protein 2-like. The transcript has 2 exons. The record is from RefSeq and is a predicted model, not a curated record. Lineage: Eukaryota; Metazoa; Chordata; Chondrichthyes; Myliobatiformes; Dasyatidae. The coding region runs from base 420 to 2321 and encodes 633 amino acids.
UUGGGAAAUAAUUGGUCAGUAUUUAAUUAAAAUGUAUUUUAUGUUAGUUUGUUAGCUUUUGAAAUGUAAUUCUAAAUUUGAAGAUUAUGGUGAUCUUGUACAAUCUAAGUGUGGCGACACAUUUCCUGGCACAUCCGAAACGGCUCACAAUUAGCCAGCAUUCCGGCUAAGGGAGAUAGCCUACGGGGGUUUGUGAGUACGCGUCUUUUGCAGCAUCUGCGUCCAUGGGGGCUGGGUUGAGGGAGGCUUAAAAGCAAGGCUGUUUAGUUCGAAUAAAGUUAUUCGACUGCAGUUUACUGACUGCGUGAGCACACCGCUACAACGUGUUUUUAUCGCUAUUAAUAUACUUCACCACUGCCAAUACCUGACACCCGCCAGUGCGCGAUUUCUUUAAUUUUUCGAUCCAAGGUAAGCCAACUAUGGAGAAUUCUAAAAAAAGAAAAGUGACUGAAGAAAACAGAACGUUUAAUGAUACGUGGACAGAUUCAUUUGCUUUCACUGUUAAUGAGAAACUAGCAAACAACAAAAAGUCAAAUGUCGCAAGGCAUUUCCAGAAUAAACACGCAGCCUUUGCUCAAAAAUAUCCGGAUGGAGAUGAGAGAAAAAAAGCCGUUUCGGAACUGAUGCGGAAGGUUGAUCUGAGCAAAAAUCAUUUCCAGAAAUGGAUGAAGUCUGGAAAAUCAAUGACAUACGCCAGUUAUAUUGCCGCUCAGGAAAUAGUCAGGCACGGGAAGCAGUUUACAGAUGGUGAAUAUAUAAAAGAAUCUUUCAUUAAGAUUUCAGAACAUCUAUUCACGGACUUUAAAAACAAGAGUGAAAUUGUGCAGAAAAUCAGGGAUAUGCCCCUCUCUGCAAAGACUGUCAAAGACAGAACCAUAAAAAUGGCAGAAGACUUCACAAGACAGCAAAUUAAAGACAUCAAUUCAGCUGUGGCCUACUCGAUUGCCUGUGACGAGUCUAAAGACACAGGUGAUAUUGAACAAAUAGCGUUGUUCUGCCGGUAUGUAAACUCUGCCGGGCCACAGGAAGAACUGAUUGAGUUGAUACCUCUAAAAGACCAAACACGGGGGGAGGACAUCUGUGAGGCUGUCUUGAAUUGUUUAAGAGCCAAAGGAAUAAAGACCACCCAUCUGGUGUCAGUAGCUACUGAUGGGGCUCCGAAUAUGACGGGAACGCACAAGGGAUUUGUGGCUUUACUGCAGAAGUCGCUGGACAGAAAGCUGCUGACUUUUCACUGCAUCUUGCACCAAGAGGCACUGUGUGCUCAAACAUUUCCUCCGGAAUGCACAGAAGUAAUGGAUGUUGUCAUUCAGAUUGUCAAUAAAAUAAUGGCAAAAAGUUUAAAUCACCGUCAAUUCCGUUUGUUACUGGACGAGAUGGAAAGCGCAUAUUCUGAUCUCCUGCUGCACGACAAAGUCCGGUGGCUGUCCAGAGGGGAGGUGCUGAAACGCUUUGUCGCGUGUCUGGAAGAAGUGAAAACUUUCCUGGGCAGCAAAGGGCUCACCUUUCCUGAGCUGGAACAGCCAGAGUGGCUGGAAAAGCUACACUUCAUGGUAGACAUGACAGCGCACCUGAACACGCUGAACACAGCUCUUCAGGGGAAAGGACGCACAGCCCUGCACAUGUUGGAGGAUGUUUUGGCAUUCGAGCACAAGUUGACAGUGCUUGCCAGAGAUUUACAGAAAGGCACUUUGUCUCACUUCCCCAAUUUGAGAGAGUUCAAACAAGGUCACGACAUGAUAAUUUCGGAGUAUUUACAUUCUGCAAUCAUCGCAAUGCAAACAUCGUUUGGGAAACGCUUCUGUGAGUUCAGAGAGGAAAAAAACACAUUAUCCUUCCCGGUCACUCCCUUAAGCAUCGAUCCUUCCCUACUGAAUACGACUGCAUUGGCAGGUGUGAGUCAACCUGAUCUUGAGAUGGAACUGGCCGACAUAGCCGACAAAGACAUAUGGGUGUCCAAGUUUAGACGCUUGACAGCAGACCUUGAAGAUGUUGCCCGUCAGAAGGCCGUUCUUGCUCAGAAUCACAAAUGGAGUGAUAUUGAAAACCUUCCAAAACCGGACAAACUUGUGUUCGAAACAUGGAAUGCUAUGCCCGACAUUUAUGUAAACAUGAAAAAGUAUGCGCUUGGAGUCCUGUCGAUCUUUGGAUCCACAUAUGUAUGUGAGCAGGUGUUCUCCAACAUGAACUUUAUUAAAAACAAACAUCGCGCACGCCUCACAGAUGACAGCUUGCGAUCCUGUGUAAAGAUGAAGGUGACGUCAUACAGCCCUGAUGUGCAGACGCUGUGCGCUGAGGUCCAGGAGCAGAAAUCCCAUUAACCAAGCUGACAGCUGGCUGAUGUUAUUUUUGGUUUGCUGCUGGUGGAAAAUUUAAGUUCGGCGUUUUUCAUAAAUACAAGAAGGACUCAAAUAGACAUUGAGUAUUUUACUUAAAAGUAACUUUCAACCCAACGUCUUUUUUUCGGAGUUCAAAAUGUUUUUGUUGCAUGCAGAAAUGUAAUUUCGUUUUCUCUGCAGGAGUUCAUCAAUUUCAUAAAUGCAACACAUUAUAGUUUGUUUAUACAUAGCAU